AACAGUAUACAACAGAGAACUAAGUGUAGAAAGGCCCUUGGAAGAACAGAUUGCUGAAGCGGAGACAAACAAAAUGAAGAAAUCACCCCGGACAGAUGACCCCGAUGGACUCCAUCAGCUCGACGGGACCCCGUUAACAGCUGAAGAUAUCGUCCAAAAGAUUGCCAUGAGAAUUUAUGAGGAAAAUGAUAGAGGCGUCUUUGACAAGAUUGUUUCCAAGCUUCUAAAUCUGGGCCUGAUCACCGAAAGCCAGGCCUACACCCUGGAGGAUGAAGUGGCCGAAGCAUUGCAGCAGCUGAUUGCGAAUGAAGCCAAAGAUCGGGAAAAGGCCUCUGAGGAUCCUGAGAGUCUUCCGAGCAAGAGUAACAGUCAGACCAAAGAGAAGCAGAAAAUAAAACCGGUGUUCAAGAAUACUGAUCGAGAUGACACCUUGGAUAAUACCUGGGCUACCAACAUCUUAGAAAGAAGAAAUGAACUGCCUCCCGAGGAUCGCUUUCAGGAUCUCCAAUACUUCCCUAAUUUCUAUGAACUAUUAAAAAGCCUUAACUCAGAGAAAGAAGUGAAGGAAAAGGAAACCCUGAUUACAAUCAUGAAAACUCUAAUAGAUUUUGUCAAGAUGAUGGUUAAAUACGGAACCAUUACCCCCGAGGAAGGUGUUUCGUAUCUCGAAAAUCUAGAUGCCAUGAUCGCCCUGCAGACAAGAAAGAAACUUGAGAAAUCCAGUUCCCAGAACAAGCUAUCAGACAAGAGCACCGAGGAAGCCGACAGCACAAAAACAGGCACAGCCGAAAUGGAAAAAGAAUACGAAGCCCUGAAAGAUUCCACAAAAGCUGAGGAAGAAAAUGCGGAAGACAACAAAGAACCAAAAGGAAAAGCAGAGGCCUACUUGGAAGCCAUCCGGAAGAAUAUAGAGUGGCUGAAGAAACAUAAGACCCAGGGAAAGAAAGAUGAUUACGAUCUUUCGAAACUGCGGGAUUUCAUAGACCAACAAGCCGAUGUUUACGUGGACAAGGGCAUCCUAGAUAAAGAAGAGGCAGACGUGAUCAAGCGCAUCUACGGCAGCCUGUAGAGGAAAAAGAAAAACUCCCCAAGACUGUAUGGAAUUCUAGUCUAGCUUCACCCACAUCUAGUUCUAAGACCUACAACUUUCUUUCUCCCCCACCACAUCCCAGGAAAAAGGCGAUUAGAAAGUAUUCUGUCUCCAUUGUCCAGAAUUUUAUCCAGGUUUAAAACAAAAAAACCCACAACCCUACAAUUGCAUAUUUGUUUCUUCUCAACUUUGAUUGAGAAGUAAACGAGCUGCCCAUUUUAUAGAUAACAGGGUAAAACAACUGCUUAGAUCAUGUCCCCGUUAAUUUAUCCAGCGGCUCUUUCGGAUUAUAUGCUUUGGGGGAAAGAGUCAAGUUUGUUUCAUUGUGAAAUGGCUUUUAAAGAGAUACUGUUCUGAAAAGAAAAGGAAAAAAAAAUGAUAAAGGGCAUUACUAGGGGCAACCCAAGUGAAUUAACUCAAUUUAGCUCAACUUUGCAUUCCUUGCAAAGAAAUCUCACCUUUGCAUUCUCUUUUGUGGCACUUCUUGUUUCGUGUCCCAGAAAGUAUUGUUGGAAUGCUGUAUAUUCAUUUUCGUGCAUUCCGCUUUGUUCUCUCCCCAUCUGUGUGCCAUCGAGUCAUGGCUGUGGGUUUAACCCUGCCCCCAGCCUUCAAAAUAAAUCUUUUUACAGGGGGAAAGAAACGUAUUGUCACUGUAUGGCUACGGGUCAGGUACAGUAGCAAACGGUCGUCCUUCACAUCCUCCUCCAUCGUUCUUGGUUAAGUGUUAUUUCUCUGCAUGUAUAAAGAACAGUUCUUGAUGUGAGUAGCUUUAAUGAUAUGUGAAUAACCAUUUCUAAGGGUAAAAAAGGUGGUGAAGCAAGGUACGUGAGCUUAGGAGGUGUGCUUAGGAUCAGACAUUUAUAUAUAGGACGAGUGAUGUGCUAGGAUGGCGGGAAUGCAGUAGCGUUUAGCAACACGAGGUUUCAUAAAUGUCUCGGUUUUGUAAACUUUUGAUUUAGCCUGAAUUUACACUAAAGAUCCGUGCUCCCUUUCUAUAUAGGGAGAUUAUGCUUUUUACAUGUUUUAUUUUUUCUACGUAAGGCACAAUUGGGUUAAAAGCAACAGGCUAAGCCAUAAGUCACAAUCCACAAUGCUGGUUUAGUUCGAUCAACCAUGGUUUGUGAAUUAAGCCAUACUUGGAUGGGCUCAAUAUAGUGCAGUGAGGCAUAAAAUCACAGUUCAAAAAUUAGAAUGGCUACAUUCACAGAAUAUUGCAUCCCCUCCAUCGUAAAUGUUGCUUGCACAUUGAAUAAUUCUUGAAGAGAAGCAUUUAAAUUCUCAUCCUGAAUGUAACAUGAGGAGACUUCCGUUUGUAUUAUAAUAAUCAAUUUAUUUCUGUUUUGAGCUUCCACAUUUAUGACAUUUAACAUGCAGUGAGCAUUCCAGUCAGAAGAUGGGUUGGAUUCUGCUUAAUUUCUCCAUGAACAGUACAAGUAGCGUCCCUUUAUUUCAAUAAUUGGAAAUAGAUUUUCUGAUGCUAAGCAGUGCAGUUGUAAAGCAUGUCAGGUGAUUGCACUAAGUGACAGCAGUUAUGGUAGUUUUCAGUUAUUGUCAUUAAGUGAAAACCAUGGUCACCUAGCGAGGUCCUCUCGUGACUACAAUGUCUGACAUCCUGCUGGCUUCCCGAUUGAUUUUGUUUGUGGGAAAGCCGAUGGGAGAUCGCAAAUCGCGAUAAUGUGACACGGGAUGCUGCCACAAUCACAAUGAUUGGCGUGUGCAUAGGGCAGAAUUUUGAGGACCGUUUAUAAGUUCAACAUUGUUACAAGUUGAAAUGGUCACUGAGUGAGUGGCCAUUCAAUGAGGGCCACCUGUAUGUUUACUUGUUUUGUUUUCCCCCAUAAACUGCCCCGAUAUGUUGUGGGGAUAAAAUGGUUUAAAAGCAAUUCAGAUUUACAACUAGCAAAAUAAAUUUUGAUAAAUGAAUCUUCACAUUACUGCUGGAAAGCUAUGCAUUGUGGGGAAGGAUCCCCCCAAAUAUGAGGGGGUUUAUAAGCCAUGAAGACUGACUUUCAUUGGCUGAGACUAGUGGAACAGCACACCCCCCACCCCACCCAAUCCCUUCUGUUGCAGAAUCAUAGCAGAAAAGUUGAAUAAGGAGGCAAGACCAGUGCUGAAAUUCACACAGUUACAAUUGUCAGACUCCUUCAUAAAUGGACUUUUUAGAUAGGUGUAUUGGGUUAGUUUCUUGUGCAGCUGCUAACUCAGAAAACAUCCUUUUAGCACCAUCUGGAUAAUUAAAGCUCUAAAAGAGGCACUUAAUAUACUCUGCAGACACACUAGUCUCGUAUUCCUCAGUACAUUUUAAACAGUCAUUAAAAGAAUUUGCAUUCAUAUGAGAUGGGAAGGAGUACAGCAGAGAAAUUAAGAAUGCAGCCCAAAACAUAUUUACUUAACAGGGAAUAUUACUUCUUCUGAAUGGACAUGCACUAGCCUAAUCUUCAAAACAGGAUAAAAACAAUGAUUUAUAAAUCUGUCAAUGAUUUAUAAAUCUGUUGCUCAGUGACAGCCUACAUACAUAAUUGCGGGUGGUUACAAAUGGUGAUCCCAGAAUGCAAUUGUCAUAAACUCAUGCCAGUUGUCA
Thamnophis elegans (Western terrestrial garter snake) is the source of this 3671-nucleotide messenger RNA. It is a transcript of the gene SCG3, whose product is annotated as secretogranin III. Gene Ontology annotation, biological process: protein localization to secretory granule. NCBI's taxonomy places the organism in Eukaryota, Metazoa, Chordata, Lepidosauria, Squamata, Natricidae. The transcript has 10 exons. The record is from RefSeq and is a predicted model, not a curated record. Gene Ontology annotation, cellular component: secretory granule membrane. The coding region runs from base 74 to 1069 and encodes 331 amino acids.